Vombatus ursinus (common wombat) is the source of this 1413-nucleotide messenger RNA. RefSeq names its product estrogen related receptor alpha (gene ESRRA). NCBI's taxonomy places the organism in Eukaryota, Metazoa, Chordata, Mammalia, Diprotodontia, Vombatidae. The coding region runs from base 92 to 1384 and encodes 430 amino acids. Gene Ontology annotation, cellular component: nucleus. The record is from RefSeq and is a predicted model, not a curated record. The transcript has 7 exons. Gene Ontology annotation, biological process: regulation of DNA-templated transcription. Gene Ontology annotation, molecular function: zinc ion binding; sequence-specific DNA binding; steroid binding.
GCUGUCAGCUGGAGGAAGCCGAGUAGGAAGCGGCCGCGAUGUCCUUUUGUGUCCUACAAGCCGCCGGCGGCGCCGAGUGAUCAGCAGCACCAUGUCUGGCCGGGAACGAGGGUCGGAGCCUCUCUAUAUCAAGGCAGAGCCUGCCAGCCCAGAUAGUCCUCGGGGCUCCUCGGAGGCUGAGCCCGAACCACCGCCUGCCCGGCCUCCUGGCCCUGGCCCCGCUCGGCGACGACUCCCCACGGGCAGGGAAGAGGAUGAGGAAGGGGAGGGCACGGGGCUGGGUGAGAGGGGUAGCGGCGGCGGUGGGGGCAAGCUGGUGCUGAGCUCACUGCCCAAGCGCCUCUGCCUGGUGUGUGGGGACGUGGCUUCUGGCUACCACUAUGGCGUGGCCUCCUGUGAGGCAUGCAAGGCCUUCUUCAAGAGGACCAUCCAGGGGAGCAUUGAGUACAGCUGCCCGGCCUCCAAUGAGUGUGAGAUCACCAAGCGGCGGCGGAAGGCCUGCCAAGCCUGCCGCUUCACCAAGUGCCUGCGGGUGGGCAUGCUCAAGGAAGGGGUUCGUUUAGACCGGGUCCGAGGCGGACGGCAGAAAUACAAGCGUCGGCCUGAGGUAGAGCCCCUGCCCUUUCCAGGACCCUUCUCCUCUGCUGCUCUGGCACCGCCAGGGGGCACUCGGAAGACAGCCCCCGUGAAUGCUCUUGUGUCCCACCUGCUGGUCGCAGAGCCGGAGAAACUAUAUGCAAUGCCUGACCCAGCAGGCCCUGACGGGCACCUGCCAGCUGUGGCUACACUGUGCGACCUUUUUGACCGGGAGAUCGUGGUCACCAUCAGCUGGGCUAAGAGCAUCCCAGGCUUCUCUGCCCUGUCGCUGUCGGACCAGAUGUCGGUAUUGCAGAGCGUGUGGAUGGAGGUGUUGGUGUUGGGGGUGGCGCAGCGCUCGCUGCCCCUGCGGGACGAGCUGGCCUUUGCUGAGGACCUGGUUCUGGAUGAGGAGGGAGCCCGGGCAGCUGGGCUGGGCGAGCUGGGGGCCGCACUCCUGCAGCUGGUUCGCCGGCUCCAGGCCCUUCGGCUGGAACGGGAGGAAUACGUGCUGCUCAAGGCCUUGGCUCUGGCCAAUUCCGACUCAGUGCACAUAGAAGACGCUGAGGCCGUGGAGCAGCUGCGGGAGGCCUUGCACGAAGCCUUGCUGGAGUACGAAGCUGGGAGGGCUGGCGGGGGCCCUGGUGGGGGUGCCGAGCGCCGCCGGGCUGGGCGGCUGCUGCUCACCUUGCCCCUCCUCCGCCAGACGGCGGGCAAAGUGUUGGCCCAUUUCUAUGGGGUGAAGCUGGAGGGGAAGGUCCCCAUGCACAAGCUUUUCCUGGAGAUGCUGGAGGCCAUGAUGGACUGAUGGGGGGAGGGCUGUUGGUCUCGAGGACA